AUGGAGGUGGCAUCAGCGGCUGGGGCUGAAGUUGUAGCUAUGGAGGAAGAAAGGGAAUUAACCAAUCGCGUGAUAUGUCAGCUGACGGACUCAGAAGGUACUCCUCUAGGAGCGCCGAUUUUCCUACCGGAAAGCGCCGGCCCGAAGGAGCUCCAGCAGCUGGUCAAUAAGCUACUCAACAACGAGGAAAAAUUGCCCUAUGCAUUUUAUGUAUCAGACAGUGAACUUGUAGUGCAGUUAGGAACAUACCUUCAGAAGAAUAAAGUGUCUGUGGAAAAAGUCCUCACAAUAGUUUACCAGCCCCAAGCAGUAUUUAGAAUACGGCCUGUAACUCGCUGUUCUUCGACUAUAGCUGGUCAUACAGAGGCAGUGCUUUCUGUAGCGUUUAGUCCAGAUGGACGCCAGUUGGCAAGUGGAUCAGGCGACACCACUGUGCGGUUAUGGGACUUAAAUACGCAAACUCCAUUGUUCACGUGUAAAGGUCACAGAAACUGGGUUCUUUGUAUUGCUUGGUCGCCAGAUGGUAAACAUCUUGUUAGCGGAAGCAAGGCUGGAGAACUAAUAUGCUGGGACCCACAGACUGGCAAACCAUCAGGAAACCCUCUUACUGGUCACAAGAAAUGGGUAACUGGAAUUUCAUGGGAGCCGGUGCAUCUUAGUGCUCCAACCCGCCGCUUUGUUAGCUCAAGUAAAGAUGGUGAUGCAAGAAUAUGGGAUGUUACCUUGAAAAAAUGUGUUAUAGUUCUUACAGGACACACACUUGCCAUAACAUGUGUGAAGUGGGGUGGAGAUGGAGUCAUAUAUACAGGAUCUCAGGAUUGUACAAUUAAAAUGUGGGAAACUUCACAAGGGAAGCUCAUACGCGAACUAAAGGGCCAUGGCCAUUGGGUGAAUUCUCUAGCAUUGAGUACCGAGUAUGUUCUUCGAACUGGUGCAUAUGACCAUACCGGCAAAACAUAUACGUCUCCGGAGGAAAUGAAGAAGGUAGCACUAGAAAGGUACAACAAGAUGAAAGGCAGUGCCCCGGAAAGGUUGGUUUCAGGUUCGGAUGAUUUCACCAUGUUCCUGUGGGAGCCUGCUGUCAGCAAGCACCCGAAAACUCGUAUGACUGGCCAUCAACAGCUUGUAAACCAUGUCUACUUCUCUCCGGACGGUCUGUGGAUCGCGAGUGCCUCCUUUGACAAGUCGGUUAAAUUAUGGAACGGAGUCACUGGAAAAUUCGUGGCUGCCUUCCGUGGUCAUGUGGGGCCAGUUUAUCAAAUAAGUUGGUCGGCUGACAGUAGGCUGCUUUUGAGUGGAAGCAAAGAUUCGACCUUGAAGGUGUGGGAUAUUCGGACUCAGAAGUUGAAACAAGAUCUUCCGGGGCAUGCAGAUGAAGUAUUUGCAGUUGAUUGGAGCCCAGAUGGUGAGAAAGUAGCAUCUGGAGGCAAGGAUAAAGUUUUGAAGUUAUGGAUGGGAUAA
Molecule: messenger RNA, 1461 nt
Organism: Striga hermonthica
Lineage: Eukaryota; Viridiplantae; Streptophyta; Magnoliopsida; Lamiales; Orobanchaceae
Source: the annotation of a GenBank genome assembly